AUGUUACGAGAUCCAAAGAGCCUGGUGAAACCAGUUGACCCAAACAACUCCAAAUUACAAAAUGAGUAUAAUAAGCAAAUAGAAGAAAAAAAAUCCCGUGCAACAAGGCACAUUUUUCUUAUUAGACAUGGGCAAUACAAUCUAAAUGGUGAGACUGAUGAGGAAAGGAAGUUGACUGAACUCGGAAGAAGACAAGCUUUAUUGACUGGUGAACGUUUAAGUUUAUUGAACUAUCCAUGGACGUCAAUUACACAAUCAACAAUGACACGUGCAAUGGAAACUUGCUCAUUGAUCCAAAAACAUUUACCAGCAAAUUUACCCUUAUAUUCAUCUGAUUUAUUAAGAGAAGGUGCACCAGUACCUCCAGAUCCACCCAACAAACAUUGGAAACCUGAAUUAUAUCAGUUUUAUCGUGAUGGUGCUCGAAUUGAAGCUGCUUUUCGGAAAUUCAUUCAUAGAGCUCCACCAGAACAAAAAGAAAAUUCUUAUGAAAUAAUUGUUUGUCAUGGAAAUGUUAUAAGAUAUUUUGUUAUGAGAACUUUACAAUUAACACCAGAAGCUUGGUUACGUUUGGGUAUAGAUCAUGCAAGCAUUACAGCACUUUCUAUUUAUCCUAAUGGACGAGCAUCUUUAAGAAGUUUCAGUAAUUCAGGUUUCAUGCCACCUGAUGCUAUUAGUUCUUGA
This is a messenger RNA of Sipha flava (yellow sugarcane aphid), 684 nucleotides long. RefSeq names its product serine/threonine-protein phosphatase PGAM5, mitochondrial-like. Gene Ontology annotation, cellular component: mitochondrion. NCBI's taxonomy places the organism in Eukaryota, Metazoa, Arthropoda, Insecta, Hemiptera, Aphididae. The record is from RefSeq and is a predicted model, not a curated record. The coding region runs from base 1 to 684 and encodes 227 amino acids. Gene Ontology annotation, biological process: positive regulation of mitochondrial fission. The transcript has 5 exons. Gene Ontology annotation, molecular function: catalytic activity.